AUGCUAAAUUCAUCUAAGGACUGUCAGGCACAAGCUUCUCUUGAGUCUCGUCUUAAUAAGCUUGAUGAAGUGGAGCGAAAAAUUACUUUGAUCAUGCAGCAUGCAGGCAAUGCACUUGAAGAGCUCUCAAAAGACAAACCUGUGGUGAAACAAGUUGAAAGUUAUACCCACAACUUUCGGACAGUUAUAAAAGAGGUAGAAAUGGAGAUGAACUCAAACAUCAACUAUUUGUCCCAAAUAUCCGCAGGUUUGCCCUAUGAAGGCACUACGUAUGACAAAGCUAUUGACUUGUAUCAGUCAGUUGAUCGCUUGGUAGCUGCGAAGCGUAACAUGGACUCCUGUCUGUGA
Heterobilharzia americana is the source of this 348-nucleotide messenger RNA. The record is from the annotation of a GenBank genome assembly. NCBI's taxonomy places the organism in Eukaryota, Metazoa, Platyhelminthes, Trematoda, Strigeidida, Schistosomatidae.